AUCGGGAAGUGCGGACGCGAGGUCUUGGGUCUUCUUGAAUAUCGCUUAUUAGAUUUCCUGCCGUGUGCCCUGCGGUGUCGUCAGAGUCCAAACAUCGGAUCUGCCGUGGAGCGUGGAUCCCCCGGAUCGUUGCCGUCGCCGUUGUGCAAGUGCUUUGCCAGUCACGUACCGCCGUUGCAAUCAAUCCAAUAUAUAUACCCAUAUAACUAGCCAUAGAAGAGCCACCAAAAAAAAAUAUAAAAAAUAUAUAAAUAUUGUUACAAACAGUGUGCACCUUUGCCUGAUUGAUUAACACAUCACCUCCCCCACCCACACACAGGGAACAAGUAUCGGAAUUGGAAUUCGAAUUGGAAGUGGAACCGCUGCCAUUAUUGCAAUUGCAACUGCGCGGUGUGUGGAUCAUCAUUGCCGGAGAACGUUAAAAGUGCCGCGACUGCAUUGUUUUGACUUUGAUCGUGUGUGUCGUGGGUCGGUUUUCGGUCUUCGGUCUUCGGUCUUCACCCCGCCGCCCGAUCUUCUUCGCCUGAUCCCUCCCACUCCAAACCAGCGGAGCGCGUGCGUGUUGUAACUUUUGAUUAGCUCUGUGGCUGGAGUUGGAUUUGCUCUGGGAUUCCGAUUCGGAUCUUCCAGUGCGCUUGCGUUUGUCGUAACUUAUCGCCGCCCACAUCUCUGGCAGUUGCUCUUGCAUUCGCCGACUUCGACGCCGCCGUUGCGGCUCGUUCUUCUUCCUCAGCAAUGUGCGGCCAAUUUGUUGUAACGAAAUUAAUUAUAUAAUUUCCAAAAAAAAAAAACACCACCGAAAUCCCCGUUAAAAUCAAUUGAACAAAAGGCCGGAGAAAGAGAGGAGGAGGCCUUUGAAUAGACACGACACGCGGUGCUAAUGCGAAAAGAAACUCCCCGACAAUCGCCAAAAAAAUUGUAAAGAAAUAAAUUAUAAACAUACAAAAUGUCUAUAAAUAAUACAAGACAUUCGCCAUUCCGAUUUGGAUUCGGCUUCGGAUUCGCUUCGAGCUCCCUGCUGCUGCUGCUGAUCGCCGUCUGGUGCUGCUACCUCGGAGACUUUGGAACGGAGGCCCACGUGGCCCUCACCUAUCCACCUGCCCGCAAAUACGAUCUGGACUUUCUGGACAAUUCGCGAACGAAGGCGCCAUGUGGCAUGCCCAAAGGCUCCAUACGCACCACACUGCUCUCCGGCAUGCCGUUCAACGUCACCUGGCAUUUGGCCUAUCCACACAAGGGCGGCUUUCGGUUGCAACUAUUGGAUGCCCUUGAUCGGCCUGUUUUGGACCUCACGCCCCAUGUGAAUAAUUCCGAAUUUGUGCGAACAGAUGUCACAGCUCAGUCGUACCAGGUGAGCAUCAGCAGAGACUUUGAGUGCUUCAACUGCACCUUGCGGCUGCUCCGGCAGGCGGACGAGUGGUCCAAUAGCUAUCGCUUCUGGUCCUGCGCGGAUGUGGACAUCAAGAAGCGCAAGGACUUUAAGGAGACCUGCUCCGGCAACGGCAAGUACUUCACCUCGCGCUGCAAGUGCGACAAGAACUUCUAUGGCCCGCAGUGCCAGUACAAGGACGAGUGCACCGCAGACUCUGACUGCGGUGUCCAGGGCAAGUGUGUGGAUCUCGGGGGAACCUCGCUGCCCCGGCGGCAGUGCUACUGCAACUUUGGAUGGUUCGGAAUUGGAUGCAACAAGCGAUCGCCCUACAAGACCACCGAUCUCGAUCUCUCCUCAUACACUAAAAAGGAGCUCUCGCCGGACUAUCAUGUCUACUGGCGACUCCUCGAGGAGCAGAAGGAGAUCGAGGUGGUGCUCAAGGUCAACGGAACCUCGUGGGUGGGCUUGGGCUGGAGGCCGCGCGGUCUGACGCCGGAGUGCAAGAACUUCCCGUUGGUCAGGGACAUUGGAGACUUGACCACAACGGUGGAGCAGAGCUCGGCACCGGAACCUAAGAGCGAGCCGGAACCCAAGAGUGAACCGGAACCUAAGAGUGAACCGGAACCCAAGAGUGAACCGGAACCCAAGAGUGAACCGGAACCCAAGAGUGAACCGGAACCCAAGAGUGAACCGGAACCCAAGAGUGAACCGGAACCCAAGAGUGAACCGGAACCCAAGAGUGAACCGGAACCCAAGAGUGAACCGGAACCCAAGAGUGAACCGGAACCCAAGAGUGAACCGGAACCCAAGAGCGAACCGGAACCCAAGAGCGAACCGGAACCCAAGAGUGAACCGGAACCUAAGAGUGAGCCGGAGCCUAAGAGUGAACCAGAACCCAAGAGCGAGCCCGAGCCCAAGCGCUUAGCCGAGCUGAGGGCUGCACCAGAACCAAAGAGCGAACCGGAACCCAAGAGCGAACCGGAACCCAAGAGCGAACCGGAAGCUAAGAGCGAACCGGAACCCAAGAGCGAACCGGAACCUAAGAGUGAACCGGAACCCAAGAGCGAACCAGAACCCAAGAGCGAACCAGAACCCAAGAGCGAACCGGAACCUAAGAGCGAACCGGAACCCAAGAGCGAACCGGAAACCAAGAGUGAACCAGAACCCACGAGUGAACCGGAACCCACGAGCGAACCGGAGCCCACAAGUGAGCCCGAACCCAAGAGCGAGCCCGAACCCAAGAGCGAGCCCGAACCCAAAAGCGAGCCAGAGGCGCAGAGCACCAAGUCCAAGCGGGUAGCCGGAAACUUCGCCCAGGAGGGUGUUACUUCCGUCUCCCACAGCGUCUCCUACCGGGUCAGCACCAAGUCAGAUCGUCAGCGUCGUGAAGCGGGCGCAGAAUCCCCGAAAUACCGACUGAAUGCGUACACACCGCGCCAUGACUUCAACCCAAUGGACUGCACGGACAUCGUGAUCGGAGCAGCUCGCGGCUUGGCCAGCCGCGUGGGAGAUUACUACACCCGAGAUCGUUCUACACCGCGCAGCGAUGAGUUCUACGGCGGCAAAUCCAACCUGGCCUUGGGCACUGGCUUCGAGGAGAACGGUGUGACCACGAUCAUCUUCCGGAAGAAACUGGUGGCCAAUGAGCCCACCGAUCACACUCUGGACGAUGCCCUGACCCAUGUUAUCUGGGCCAAGGGCCAGGAGCCGGGCAGCUAUGUGCACGUCCCAGCCUCCGGACUGGAGACAGAGUCCUCAACUGUCAAGGAUUUCUAUCAGCCGGAUGAGCUGAAGUACCAUGGACACCAGAUGCAGCGCGGAGUUACCCAGAUUAACUUCUUUGAGAAAGAUAAGGCAUCCACGAGCACCGAUCGUAAUGAUCUGAGCACCAAUGUCCUGGAUAACGAUUGCUAUGGCCACUGGAAGUAUCCAUCGAACUGCUCUCCCCAGGAGCACACCUGCGAGUACUAUGCCAGCUGGGAGACGGUUGGCAAGGGCGAUGAGAUGCGUUGGCAUAUUGAGACUUCAAACACGGAGACAUGGACUGGCAUUGGCUUCAGCGAUGACCAGAGAAUGUCUCAGACGGACUCCAUCAUCGGUUGGGUGGACAAACGCAACGGCAGACCCUUCCUCAUGGACACCUGGGUGCUGGGCUAUGCUCCACCGAAGCUGGACGACCGCCAGGAUAUAUACAACGCUUCUGGACGCAUCGAAAAGGGCGUGACCAUUCUGGAGUUUAAUCGCAAAAGGGUUAGCAAUGAUGAGCAGGACUUGUCCUUCACGGACGAUCACUGCCUGUACCUGUUCUUCCCGGUUUUGGGAGGUGCCUUCAAUGUGGUGAACAAGAAGAUACGCAAGCAUGAGCAGGUGCCCAGCGUCUCCUCGCAACGUGUCUGCAUCAAGUCGUGUGGCAAAGAACUGGAGGCCGUGUUCGUGGGCACAAGCACCCCAGCUCCCAGCCGUCUUGUCUACGCAGUGGGCGUUAAGCUCAUGAACUUGGGUGAAUCCUAUGAGGCUCCCAAGCCUGGAACUGUGGAGUUUAACAAUCUGGCAGCCACCAUUUCGGACUCUUUCAAUGGCUUCUUAGGUUCUCUGGCUGGUUAUUACAAGACCGAGAUUUUGGGCUUCGAAAAAGAGGGCAGCACCCUGGUGGCCAAGGUUCAGGCCAUGUUCGAUAAGGGUGAUGUGGAGAAGAACCACAGCUUGGAUACCAAUGCGGUGGAGAAAACCGGUGAGGUAGCAGCCCAAAAGAACGCCGAUGCGAUUAGGUCAGCCCUGAAGGAUCAGAUUGCCACCGGUCGAGUGGGUUCACUUACAGUGGAUCCUCAGUAUCUGGACUUUGAGGCCUUGGAAUACAAGAGCUCUUCCGAGCCGAAUGCCAAGGAGACACUCCUCUCCUUCUUCGAUCUCUCCGAGACGCGACUAUAUAUAGUUCUAGGCCUGAUUGCCGCUCUGGUGCUUAUCGCUCUUAUCCAGGCCUUUUGCACCAUUUGGAAGACGUCGCGCAAGAGCAAGAAUACCAAGGAGAAACUUAUCCAAAACUCACCCUGGAAGGAGUUCGCCUCAAACACGAACUACGCCUUUGAUCCCUACGGCGAAACGGAGGAGAAGCACAUGACCAACAGUACGACGGCCAAGGAGAAGGCACGUCAUCGCCAUCAAUCCACCACGAGCAGCCAGCAGACCACGCUACCCAUGUCCCACUCGCCCACAAGCAAGUCCCAGAUGUAUUACGAAAGUCCCAAUGGCCAGGGCAAGGGCAGCGGGAACGGCAACGGCAACGGCAGUCGCUCCAACGGACGUUCCGCCCCCGUCACCCAGGAGAGCAGCGCGGGAGGAGCGCCCUACUCGCGCAGCUCGUAUGCGGAACGAGCUUACUCCCUGCCCCGGCAGGCGCAUCAUUACCAACAGAGCCCGGCCAGCAUGCAGCCAUCGGGCUAUUAUACCCACGACAGGCGGGCCGCCAGGCAGGGGAGCCGCGACAGGGAGCGUGAGCGCGAGCGGGAGGAGGAGCGUCGCCAUCGCCAGGAUCGUGAUCGCGACUCUGGCUACGAUCGGUCGCGAGAUGAUCCGCGCCAGAACGGUGGCUCCGACACGCCCGACUUUUACUUUAUGCCCUCGCAGCGCAAGUACUCCGGCGAGGUGGUGCGCGUCUACGUGGAUUACAACAAGGAUCCGAAGCACUAAGCCACACAAAACGCACGCAUCUGUUUAUUUAAAGAUCGUUUUAAGUUCUACCAUCUGUACUCCGUCCGUUCUUAGUCCGUCCGUUCCGAAUUUGACUUUAUUUCGGAUUUGGAAAGUAUUUAAACUAAUGUAUAACUAUGUUUUUUUCAUACUCUCGUAUAAUCACCAUACAUAUCUUGUAAGCCGUGUAUAUGUUUUACUCCAAAAUGUAUUUUUUUUUGUUGAUCCCCGCCUCUGUGCACUUCCCCAUCACCCGUGCUCUCUCUCAAUCUCUCCCUUAGUUUCGAUUUUGCCAUAAAGCAGCUCGGGAAUGCAGUGGCGAUGGCCUUCCCGUUGGCUUUUCCAGGUGCGCCAGCUUUACACCACAAAAACGCACAACAACAACGCAUGAUUCUACAACUUAGUGAAUUGUAAAUAUUUUGCAUAGACUAAAAAAAAAACAAAAUAAAUCAGCAACACAAAUCACAACUGCAACUGCAAUUAGGUACGUGCAUUCAAAAUGUUUUCGCAUUGUCUUACUUUAAAUGUGCAAAGAAACAUAGUCACUGUAUUUAAUCAAAUUAAAUAUUCGCAUUAAGUACGAUUAAAUAAAGUUAAGGACAUUAAAUACGCUAAA
This is a messenger RNA of Drosophila kikkawai, 5675 nucleotides long. RefSeq names its product nahoda (gene nahoda). The record is from RefSeq and is a predicted model, not a curated record. Lineage: Eukaryota; Metazoa; Arthropoda; Insecta; Diptera; Drosophilidae.